Molecule: messenger RNA, 728 nt
Organism: Lemur catta (Ring-tailed lemur)
Lineage: Eukaryota; Metazoa; Chordata; Mammalia; Primates; Lemuridae
Product: ankyrin repeat domain-containing protein 26-like
Exons: 5
Coding region: 334-591 (85 amino acids)
Source: RefSeq, a predicted model, not a curated record
GUUGUACAAAAAAUAAAAGAAGUCAAUCUAUUUUUGCAGUCACAAGCGGCAUCUGAAGAAUACAUAGAACAGAUAAAAGAGGAUCGUGUGGCUUCAAUAAGGAGUCAGACAGAAGUGACAAUUAAAAAUCUGGAAUCUGAAAUCUCCAACAUGAAAUUUUCUCAAGGAGAAGUGGAAAAGUAUAACCCCCUGUAUCAAGGAGAAUGAAAAGCUGGGGAAUAUUUGUUGAAGAAAGCAAAAAAUUUUCGCAGAACUCCUGAGUGACUAGCAGCGUCCAGUCGCAAUCAUGUUGAGGAGACACAGGGGACUGGAACUUGCUUUCCCACUCGAGCUAUGAAGACGGGCACCUUCUUCUAUGAAGAAUCACCUUCUGUUGGAACUGUUCAUAAUGGCUUAGGUCUUCACAGAGAGCUUUCUUCAAGAGAAAACUCAAUGUUCUUUUCCUCAUUCCCAUGGACUUCAGAUGCCAACUUGGAGACCUACUUGACUGAGAUGACACACAAGUUGGAACAAAAUAUAAGUAUGGAACUACAAGAAGGUCUUGCUGAAUUAGAAUCUGGAUGCUCUUCUCUAGAAAAGCUUCUCCUCUAGGAUCCACUGAUGAGGCAGAUAUAAAUCAAGAUAUACUUUGGACAGCAUCAUCACAAUAUGUACCAUUUUUGAAAAAUUCUAUGAUCUGAAAGACUUUUAAGUGGAUCUUGCAAAUAAAAAGCAGUUUUACCUCCUUA